This is a messenger RNA of Solenopsis invicta (red fire ant), 1935 nucleotides long. RefSeq names its product glycerol kinase (gene Gk1). Gene Ontology annotation, molecular function: glycerol kinase activity. The record is from RefSeq and is a predicted model, not a curated record. Gene Ontology annotation, biological process: glycerol-3-phosphate biosynthetic process; triglyceride metabolic process; glycerol metabolic process. Bases 283 to 1830 code for a protein of 515 amino acids. The transcript is spliced from 9 exons. Lineage: Eukaryota; Metazoa; Arthropoda; Insecta; Hymenoptera; Formicidae. Gene Ontology annotation, cellular component: mitochondrion.
AAAUACAAACUUUCAAAACGGGCUACAAGCAACAACAAAAGUUUAAUUAUGUCACUUGUUCAAAUAUAUAUACAUAUAUAUCUGUUAUAAAAAUGUCAAGAUUAAUUUCUAUUACUAAAGAUGAUCAUUGGAUAUACGUAUUGAUAUCAUAAAUCUGCAAAUGUAUUACGCAAUAGAACAUGACAAAGGUUAAGUUAUCUUGACCCGUAAUACUACUACAUGUCACCUGGGAAGUAAGAAGUAACAUUGAGAACGUGAUUUUUUGAGUUUUAAAAACGUAAUAUGCCUGAGAACGUAAAGAAAACCGGUCCUUUGAUAGGCGCAAUUGACGAGGGAACAAGUAGCGCUAGAUUUUUGGUGUUUGACGUAUUACGUAGAAAGGUAGUUGCCUUGCAUCAAAUCGAAAUCAAACAGAAAUAUCCGCAAGAAGGAUGGGUGGAGCAAGAUCCGAUGGAGAUAUUGCAAGCUGUCAUAGCAUGUAUAGAAGAGACAGUGAAAAAGAUGAAGAAUCUUGGCUUGUCAGUCUCGGAUAUUAAAGCUGUUGGGAUUACUAACCAAAGGGAGACUACGCUGGUGUGGGAUAAAGAGACUGGCGAGCCUUUGCAUAAUGCAAUUGUGUGGCACGAUAUGAGGACAACUACAACUAUGGAAGGUGUGUUGGAUAGUAUCCCCAACAAAACAAGGAAUAAGAAUUACUUGAAGCCUCUAUGUGGCUUACCAAUGUCUCCCUAUUUUAGCGCCCUUAAGAUACGCUGGUUGAUAGACAAUAUUCCACGUGUGAAACAAGCGAUAGACGCAGAAAAGUGUGCUUUCGGAACAGUUGACACGUGGCUCAUUUGGAAUCUUACAAAGGGCCAGUUGCACGUUACAGAUGUAUCAAAUGCAUCGCGUACAAUGCUGAUGAAUAUCGAAACAUUGAAGUGGGAUCCUUUAUUAUGUCGUUUUUUUGGCAUUCCCCAACACAUUCUCCCUGAAAUACGAUCUAGUGCAGAGAUUUAUGGUUUUGUUGCAAAUCCUGAAAUUCUCGCAAACAUACCUAUAGCAGGCUGUGUAGGUGAUCAGCAAGGAGCUCUCCUUGGCCAGUUAUGCUUGAAACCUGGUCAAGCAAAAGCUACGUAUGGCACAGGAUGUUUUUUGCUUUACAAUACAGGAAAUACAAAAGUUGAUUCAACCCAAGGAUUGAUAACUACGGUCGGUUACAAGAUCGCGCGAGCCCCGGCUGUUUACGCACUAGAAGGAUCCGUCGCUGUUGCUGGAGCCGCUUUAUCCUGGCUGCGAGAUAACAUGCAGCUUCUGAGUAAUAUUACGCAAACGCAGGAUAUGGCAGAGCGUGUAAGAUGUUCAGGUGACGUGUAUUUUGUACCGGCCUUUUCAGGGCUGUACGCACCUUAUUGGCAGCAAGAUGCACGCGGAGUAAUUUGUGGUAUUACCGAGGAUACACAACAAUAUCAUAUCAUACGAGCAGCAUUAGAAGCAGUUUGCUUCCAAACGAGAGAUAUAUUAGAAGCAAUGGUAAAAGAUUCAGGAACGAAACUGACAACUCUACAGGUUGACGGUGGAAUGACUGUGAAUGAUUUGUUAAUGCAAUUACAGGCGGAUUUAACCGGAAUAAAUGUUGUGAGACCGAAGAUGGUUGAAACAACGGCAUUAGGUGCUGCCAUUCUAGCUGGUAUUGGUGCAGGUUUAAUUGAUAUUAAUGAAGUGGAUGCAUCUCAAGUAACUAAAUUCUCACCUGAAAUUAGUGAAGAUGAGAGAGAUCUUCGAUAUUCUAAGUGGAAAAUGGCUGUUGAAAGAUCUAUGAAGUGGGAUUGUUCUACAACCCCAAUUUAAUUAUCUAAUGGAUAAUUAAAAUCUUAUGCGUAUAUAUAUUUUUGUAUUGGGCAUGGAAUGGACAUCUGUACAGGAAAAUAUAAAAAUGAUAACAUCUGUGAUAUA